CCAGAAGCCUCGCCAACUGAGUAUUCGAGAGCAAACAAGGAGCUUCAAAACCUUAAUGCUAAAAUGGAUCUCAUAAGUAAGCUAAGGACCAUACAAAAGGAAAUUGAGAGUUUGAAAUCACUAGUGGGCGAUUGUGAACAAGAUAAAGACAUGCAGGCCAUGGCAUACGAAGAACUGGAGCAGGCGUUGAAAGAAGAAGGAUAUUUGCAUAAUCUGCUGCUCAAGGCUUUACUGCCUAAGGAUGAUGCAGAUGAAAGGGACUGCAUUUUGGAAGUCAGAGCAGGAACUGGAGGGGAAGAGGCUUCUCUGUUUGCUAUGGACAUGUUCAAAAUGUAUGAGAGAUACUCGCUGAAAAAGGGUUGGAGGUUUGAGGUGGUGGAUGUGACGGAUUCAAAUAUGAAAGGAUACAAGGAAGCCACAGCCGCAAUAUCUGGGGUGGAUGUCUAUGGAAAGCUUAAAUUUGAGAGUGGAGUUCAUAGAGUGCAGCGAGUGCCUGUCACGGAGAAGUCUGGACGGGUUCAUACAAGUGCUGUGUCUGUUGCUAUCCUUCCCCAGGCAGAUGAGGUAGAUGUUCAACUGAGGAAUGAGGACUUGAGAAUCGACACAUACAGAUCUGGUGGAUCUGGUGGUCAGCAUGCAAAUACUACAAAUAGUGCUGUUAGGAUCACCCAUAUUCCCUCUGGGCUGACGGUUGCUAUACAAGAUGAACGCUCACAACAUAUGAAUAAGGCUAAAGCCCUAAAAGUGCUGUGCUCCAGACUGUAUGAGGUGGAGAGAUGUAGGGCUCAAAACAGCAGAUCAAAGCUAAGAUCCGAGCAGAUUGGUAGCGGGGAUAGAUCUGAACGUAUACGUACAUACAACUUUCCACAAGGACGAGUUACCGAUCACAGGAUAGGCUUCACUCAUCAUUCCAUCGGUGAUGUGAUGCAGGGAGAGAGUUUGGACUAUUUCAUUGACGCCCUUCUUUUGCAGCAGGAAAUGGAUGCGGUUGCUGACUUCACUGCCACCUCCCAUCAUCAUUGA
Lactuca saligna is the source of this 1023-nucleotide messenger RNA. The record is from the annotation of a GenBank genome assembly. NCBI's taxonomy places the organism in Eukaryota, Viridiplantae, Streptophyta, Magnoliopsida, Asterales, Asteraceae.